AUGGAACAUUCAACUCCACUAAAUGAAGAAAUUGUACAUAAAAAGAAUGAUGAAAAUUGGGUAAUUGCACAAAAAAAAGUAUUUACAAAUUGGUGUAAUAUUUUUUUAAAUCAACGUUCUCAAAAGAUUGAAGAUUUGGAAACAGAUCUUUAUGAUGGAAUUUUGUUGGGUUCUCUAUUGGAGAUAUUAAGUGGAAAGAAUGUAAUUCUUUCAAAAUGUAAACAAUUGAAAACUAGACUUCACUAUAUCAACAAUUUGAAUUUCUCUCUAAAGUUUAUAGGUGAUGAAGGAUUACGUUUAGUUGGUGUGGCAUCUGAAGAUAUCACUGACGGGAAUUUGAAAUUAAUCUUGGGUUUAGUUUGGACUUUAAUUUUACGUUAUCAAAUUCAAUCUAUGCAAAAUUCAAAAUCAAGUCAACAAAAUCUUCAUUCCUCAACUAAACCAUCUGAAUUAAUGUUAAAUUGGGUAAAAUCUCAAAUUUCUGAUUAUGGUCAUCAUAUUAAAGAUUUAACAACAAGUUUCCAAAACGGUUUAUUAUUUUGUGCACUAGUUCAUAAAUUGGUACCAGAGAAAUUAGAUUAUAAAUCUUUAAGUGAAAGUGAUUCAUUAGGAAAUCUUACACUUGCAUUUGAAGUCGCAAAUAAAGAAUUAGGAAUUCCAUCAAUUUUAGAUCCACAUGAUAUCAUUACAACACCUGAUGAAUUAUCAAUUUUAACAUACAUUUCAUUAUUUCCAAAAGUUUAUCAACAAACUUUAGAACCAUUAAAUAAUAAUAAUAAUAUUUCACCAUCAUUAUCAUCGUCAUCAUCAUCAUUAUUAAAUACACCAAAUAAAAGAAAUUCAAUUCAACUUUCAAAAUCAACUUCAUUUGAACAACAAAAUCAACAACAACAACAACAAAAUUUAUUAUCACCAAAUAGUUAUAGAAAUUCAAUAUCAUUUAGUAAAUCACCAUCAUUUGAAGGUAGUCAAUCAACUGGAUCAUCAAGAUCAAUAUCACCAAUUUCAUCACCAAUUAAAAAUAGUACUACUGGCAAUAGUAAUUUAUCAAAAUCAACAUCUUUUGAAAAGAUAGAAGCUAGUAAUACUACUAAUAAUAAUACUAUUAUUAUUGCAGAAGAGAGUAGAGUUAUUGAAAAAAUAGUCGAAAAGAUAAUUGAAGUUGAAAAGAUAGUAGAAGUUGAAAAGAUAGUAGAAGUUGAAAAGAUAGUAGAAGUUGAAAAGAUAGUAGAAGUUGAAAAGAUUGUUAAAGUUGAUGAUAUCGAAAAGCUAACAAAUUUACAAGAUCAAUUAACUGAACAACAACAACAAUAUCAAGAGAAAUCAUUGAAAUUGGUAAACUUGGAAUUGGAAUUACAAGAAAAGAGUAAUCAACUUGUUGAUAAAUCUAAUCAACUUUCAACAAUGCAAGCAACCAAUUCAGAGUUAAUGGAAAAGAUUGGCGGAUUAAUGAAUGAUCUAACCGAUAUUCCAACUCAAGAUAUUAAAGAGAAAGAUGAGAUAAUUGCAAAUCUAAAGAUUGAGAGUGAAAAGAAUUUAAAAUGCUUUCAAGAUGAUUUCAAUGCUUUACAAUCUCGAUACAGUCUUACCAUUGAGCAAACUAGUCAAUUGCAAGAUAGAAUUAAGCAAUUAAUAAAUGAAUUACAAGAGAGGGAUGAUAAAUUCAUUGAGUUUACAAACUCAUCAAAUCAAUCAUUGGCUGAUAACCAACGUGUAAUCGACCAAUUAACCAAUGAGAAACAAUCAAUAACUCUACAAUUACAAGAUCAACAAGAUAUAAAAGAAAAGGAAUUUCAAUUUGAAAAACAACAAUUAUUAAGUCAAAUUGAUUCAAUCACAACAAACAUUCAAGAAUAUCAAGAUAAAUUCAAUAAUUUACAACAAGAAUUCAAUACUCAACAAACUUUAAAUCAACAAGAAACUCAUAGAUUAACUCAACAAUUAUAUCAAAUAAAUACAGAUUAUAAUGAAAAACAAACUCAAUUACAAUCGGAAAUUAAAGAUAAUCAAACUAUAAAUGAACAAUUAAAUAAACAAUUAUCAGAAAAAGAUAAAGAAAUUGAAAAACUUUCAAAUCAACAAGAACAACAACAAGAUGAAAAAAUUAAUAAUCUUUUAUUAGAAAUUAAAGAAAAAGAUUGUUUAAUUGAAAGAAUUAAUCAACAACUUUUAGAAAAUAUUGAUUUAAAUUCAAAAUAUCAACAAUUACUUUUAGAAUUUGAAAAUUUUAAAUUAAAUUCAUCAAAAGAAAAAGAAAAUCAAUUAAAUGAAUUACAAAGUAAACAAGAUGAAAGAUUUAAUCAAUUAAAUGAUGAAAAACUUGAAAAAGAAAAACAAUUACAAUCAAUUGAAGAUGAAUUCAAUCAAUAUAAACAACAACAAUUAAGCUCAAAUUCAAAUAUUGAUCAACAAUUACAAUCUACUAUUAUUGAAUUAUCAGAAUUAAAAGAACAAAAAGAAUUAAAUGAUUCAAAAUUAAUUGAAAAAGAAAAACAAUUACAACAAUUACAACAAGAAUUUGACCAACUAAAUGAAAAAAAUCAAAAAGAUCACCAAGAUCAAUUAGAAUUACUUGAAAAACAAUUAAAACAAUUACAACAAGAAUAUGAUCAAUUAAAUGAAACUAAUCAAUCAAUUGAAAAUCAAUUAAAUCAACAAAAUUUAAUUAAUAAAGAGAAUUUAAAUGAAAAAGAGCAAGAAUUACUAAAAUUACAAAAUCAAUUAAAUCAACAAAUUGAAAAGAUUCAAUUUGAUCAACAAGAAUUUUCAAAACAAAAUUCAAUUAAUAUUGAAUUAGUAAAUGAAAAAAAUGAAAAAUUAAUUCAAUUACAACAAGAUUAUGAUCAAUUAAAACAACAAAAUAGAUCAAAUGAUGAAAAAGAUGAAAAUGAUUUAAUUGAAAAAGAAAAUCAACUAAAGUCAAUUCAAAAUGAAUUAAAUCAAUUAAUUGAAAAGAAUGAAUCUGAUCAUAAAGAACAACAAUUAAAACAACAAUCAAUUGAAAAUGAUUUAAUUGAAAAAGAGAAUCAAAUUCAACAAUUACAAUCACAAUUAAAUGAACAAAGACAACAACAAUCAAAUCAGUUAUCUGAGAAAGAUCAACAAUUGAAUCAGUUAAUUGAAAAGAAUCAAUUUGAUCAAAAAGAACAACAAUUAAAACAACAAUCAAUUGAAAAUGAUUUGUUUGAAAAAGAGAAUCAAAUUCAACAAUUGCAAUCACAAUUAAAUGAACAAAGACAACAACAAUCAAAUCAGUUGUCUGAAAAAGAUCAACAAUUGAAUCAAUUAAUUGAAAAGAAUGAAUCUGAUCAAAAAGAACAACAAUUAAAACAACAAUCAAUUGAAAAUGAUUUAAUUGAAAAAGAGAAUCAAAUUCAACAAUUACAAUUACAAUUAAAUGAACAAAGACAACUACAAUCUGAAGUAUCAAUUGAUAAUGAUAAAAUUUUAGAAUUAGAAAAACAAUUAAAACAAUGUCAAUCGGAUUUAUUGAAAUUAAAUGAUGAAAAACAACAACAAGAUAAACAAUUACAAGAUAAACAAAUUGAAUUUGAUCAAUUACAAUUAACUUUUAAUCAAUUUAAAAAUGAUAAAGAUUCACAAUUCAUUCAAUUACAAGAUGAUCAAAAACAACAAUUACAAUCAAUCCAACAAGAUUUAAAUCAAUUAAAACAAGAAAAUCAAGAAAAAGAAAAACAACUCUCUGAAAAGGAUGAAAAAUUACAAUCAAUUCAAUUUGAGAAUCAAGAAAAAGAAAAACAACUCUCUGAAAAGGAUGAAAAGUUACAAUCAAUUCAACAAAAUUUAAAUCAAUUAAAUGAUGAAAAUCAAGAAAAAGUAAAACAAUUUUCUGAAAAAGACGAAAAGCUACAAUCAAUUCAACAAGAUUUAAAUCAAUUAAAACAAGAAAAUCAAGAAAAAGAAAAACAACUCUCUGAAAAGGAUGAAAAGUUACAAUCAAUUCAACAAGAUUUAAAUCAAUUAAAUGAUGAUCAAAUUAAAAAAAAUGAAAAAUUAAAAGAAAAAGAAGAACAAUUAUUAAAAUUACAACAAGACUUUAAUGAUCAACAAUCUCAACAAUUAAAACAAUUGGAAGAGAAAUUAUCUGAAAAAGAAAAUCAAUUACAACAAUUAAAACAAGAGAAUGAAAUCAAUCAAUUGAAUCAACAACAACAAUCAAAUGAAAUUAUUCAACAAUUAAAAGAUCAACUUUUAAAACAACAACAACAAGAACAACAAGAAAAUAAUAAUGAAAAAGAAAUUGAAAGAUUAAUACAAGAGAUUGAACAAUUGAAACAACAACAAGAGAUUGACCAAUCGGAACUUAGUAAUAAAGAGAUUAAAAUCCAAACUACUCAACAAGAAUUUGAUCAACUCUCUCAUAAUAGAUCAAAGGAUCAAUUACAUUUACAACAAUUACAACAAGAGUUGGAUCAGUUGAAACAAAGUUUUGAUGAUCAAGAUCACCAAUUUAAGAAAGUAAUUGAUGAACGUUACAAUCUUCAAUUACAAUUGGAACAAUCAACUCUUUCAAAUAAUCAAUUAGAUCAAUUAUUAAAGGAGAAAUUAAAACCAUUGGAAUUGGACUCCAAUGAAAAACAAAAAACAAUUGAUGAUUUACUUUCAAACAUUUCAAAUCUCCAAAUUUCACUUCAAAAUGAUAAAGAUUUAAUCUCUGAAAGAAAUAAUUCAAUUAAAACUUUAGAAUCACGUAUUACUCAACAAUUAUCAUUAUUAGAUGAAAAAGAUAAUUUAAUUAAAGAUUUACAACAACAAAAACAACAACAACAACAACCUCCAACUGCUUCAUCAUCACCAUCAUCAUCACCAUCAUUAUUAUCCUCAACACCAACACCAAAACCACAACGUCCAAAUCAAAUUGAAAUUGAUAGACUUGUAAAUGAAAUUGUAAAUAGAAAUCAAGAUUUAAUAAGAAAAAAUAAAACCAAAUUCUAUAAAUUAGAAAAUGGUGAUUACAUUGUAAAUUCAAUCAUUUAUAGAUUAUCUUUAGAUGAUGAUAAUGAUUCUGAUUUAAUUGCACAAGAAUAUGAAAAUGGUAAUAGUACAACAUUUGAGAAAUCAUUAAGAAUUUUCCCAUCAAAGAAUACACGUCCAAUAUUCGAUUGGAGAGCAUUGUUCUUUAUUGGUGCUGCUGUUUUAGCUAUCUCUACUCUCUUUUCUUCUUCAAGACCAAUCAAAUAUGAAAAACCAACUUAA
This is a messenger RNA of Dictyostelium discoideum AX4, 5217 nucleotides long. RefSeq lists its product as hypothetical. Gene Ontology annotation, cellular component: centrosome; endoplasmic reticulum membrane; nuclear envelope. The coding region runs from base 1 to 5217 and encodes 1738 amino acids. NCBI's taxonomy places the organism in Eukaryota, Evosea, Eumycetozoa, Dictyosteliales, Dictyosteliaceae. The record is from RefSeq and is a predicted model, not a curated record. The transcript has 3 exons.